UGUUACAUAUUUUAUGAUGUUAAACAAUAUAACAACAAAAUAGAUUUUUCCUAAUAAGAAUAAAAACCUUUUUCUUGAGGAUAAUAUUACAAAGUUGAAACUAAGCAGAAAACCUAAUGGAGAAGUAAACUAGUGAAAAAGAUGCAAGAUGUCUGGUCAUUCUCUUGUAGAAGUUUUAAGAAUUCUUGAAAGUCAAAAUCUAACAGAAUUAGAUGACACAAAAAAGGCCAUUGCAAAAGUAUCCAAUGAAAUAUCAAAAAACAAGGAAAAUAUUAAAAUCCAUAUUGAAAAAAACUUUAACAAUUUAUAUUCAAAUGUAAACAGUACUGAAAAUAUACUAAACGAAGGCGAAAAUAUAAUACGAGAGGUGAAAAAUAUUCUUAAAGAAAUUGAAAAUGAAACUAAAUUACAAUUGCAAAUGAGUGAUAAUGAAAUUGAACAUUUUAAAGAGGAAUUACUUGAAAUUUUUCUUGGUUUGAAAAUCGCUCAGAAACUUUUAAAAAUUGAUGAAUUGUUUGAACAGCUUGAAGAGAUAAAAAAAACCGAAGACACUCUUGUAAUAAUGGAAAUAGUAGGUAAAUUAAAAAGUUUAAUAUUUGAUGGAAACGACAAAGUAUUACCACGAUUAGUGUGUUAUCAGCAAAUAAAAGUAAAAUAUUAUACAGAAUCUGAAAUGCUUCUAUGCAAUUUAAAUCAACAAUUUGAUGAAUUAGUUAAACUAGAGGAAAAUAUUUCAAAUGAUGAUAUUAAAAUAACAACAAUUAAAAUUUCUAAAGAUCAAAAUAAAUUAAAAAAUAUUAUCAUCGGUUUAUUCAACGCUAAAUAUAAUCCUACAAAAAUUUGUUCGUUUUUAUUAAGUAAAACCUUCGAACCUAUAAUAAAAACAGAGGUUUCUUUAAAUUUUAAUGAAGACAAUAUAUGUGAAUAUAAUGAAUUAAUACUAUCAUAUAAGGUAAAAAGUUUAACCAUGGAUCUUGAAAAACCUAAUUACAAUACAGUUUUAGAUAAUAUAGUAAAAGUAUUAAAUUUUCUUCAUAUUAUUAAUAUUCAAAUUUCAGAAACAAUAUGUGUUUUUAAAAUAUUUGGCAAAUUUUUGAAAGAUAGAUUUUUGGAAUCAUUAAUAAAUAAAUGUUUAGUGCACUCCAUUCCAGAUGUAUCAGAAGAAAUGAGAGAUUCCACUUUCAUAAAAGAUAUAUUAAAGUUUAAUGAAAUUUUAAUUGAUUUUCAAUUAAUUGAUAUUAAUAAAGAUAAAGAAUUGAUUUCAUUUAUUGAUAAUGUUGUUAUGCUUUCAAAAAAUCGAUUUCAUAAGAAAUGUAUUGAUGAAGCAAUAAAUAUUAUGAAAAAGGAUCUAUAUAAUAUGGUUCGUGUUGAGAAAAGCGUUUCUUCAGACUUGGUAAACCAAAAAUAUGCAUUUCCACAAUGUAUGGUAUCUAAAAGUAUAUUGGAAUUAGUUACUUUAUUGAAUAAAAUAAUUGAGGAAGAAGAUGAGAAAAGCUUUGCAGUUAUUUCUUCAAUCAUAAAUUAUUAUAUUGAAGAAGUUCCAAAAUAUCAUGAAAAGAUGUUAAAAAGUAUUCCGCAACAAACUGCUUUAUUUUUUAAUAAUACUAUGCAUUUAGCAAAUUGGCUAUUAUCACAUUUUGAUGAUGAUAAUGGAGAAGUACAAAAUCUAUUUCAAUUAUUAGAAAAUUUAGCUUCAGAGUAUUUUGCAAAAGAAGUUGAAACACAACAUAAUAACUUGUAUACAUUUUUUAAGAAUUUUGAUUUAUCGGAUGCCGUUUCCGAAUUGGGGUCUGAAACACAAAAAGUUAUUCUACAAUGUUUACGUCAAUUGGAUUUAUUAAAGAAUGUUUGGCAAUCUAUAUUAACAGAUGACAUGUACAAUAAUACUAUGUUAAAUUUAAUUGAUGAUUUUUGCAAGGAGCUUAUAAAAAAUAUAAUGAUAAUUGAAGAUAUAUCAUCUGCAGUAUCAACAGAACUUGUAGAAAUUAUUGACAUUAUUGAAGAAAGAAUUCCGCGUUUAUUCGAAGAUCAAAAUAUUAUAAUUCAAGCAAAAUUUUGGCUUAAGUUAAAACAACUUAAAACUAUAUUGGGUGCCAGCAUGUUACAGAUAACGGAAUUAUGGCUAGAUGGUGUUGGACCAUUAAGUUUAAAUUUUAAAGCUGAAGAAAUUAGACACCUUAUAAGAGCACUUUUUCAAAAUACGGAAAGAAGGGCAAAUACACUAGCUUCUAUUAUAUAAAAUUUAAAUACUUGAAUAGUAUUCAGCUUUUAUGGGUAUACGUCAUGUUUUCAGAAAACUAAUGUUAACAAUGUUAAAUUACAAUUUUAAUAAAAUAUUUCUUUUUCAGUCC
This is a messenger RNA of Condylostylus longicornis, 2351 nucleotides long. RefSeq names its product centromere/kinetochore protein zw10-like. Lineage: Eukaryota; Metazoa; Arthropoda; Insecta; Diptera; Dolichopodidae. The transcript has 5 exons. Bases 149 to 2239 code for a protein of 696 amino acids. The record is from RefSeq and is a predicted model, not a curated record. Gene Ontology annotation, biological process: mitotic spindle assembly checkpoint signaling; endoplasmic reticulum to Golgi vesicle-mediated transport; mitotic cell cycle. Gene Ontology annotation, cellular component: RZZ complex; nucleus; chromosome, centromeric region.